This is a messenger RNA of Drosophila pseudoobscura, 1306 nucleotides long. RefSeq lists its product as uncharacterized. Lineage: Eukaryota; Metazoa; Arthropoda; Insecta; Diptera; Drosophilidae. The record is from RefSeq and is a predicted model, not a curated record. Bases 386 to 1051 code for a protein of 221 amino acids. The transcript is spliced from 2 exons.
UCUCUAAAAGAAGGGAUGUAUUUAGGGGUAUUAGAAUUCCAUCCCAAGGCAGGUAUACCCACAGUGGCUCGAGCCGCUCGCAGAUACCAGGCCCAGAGCAGGACGGGAAUUAUUAGCUGGCAACACCUUCGGAUAUUCAUAUUUCACACUGUGCUAGAGACUAAUUCCAUUUGGCUGUGGCCCGGCCGGCAAUGGGCUGAAUUUUGGCCCGGAAUCAACGCGAUAGAUUGGCCAUCGCUGCCAUGGCCUAAUGAGCAUUUGUCAUUAUCAUAAUUGCCCUUCCCCCACCGCCCAUAACUGGUUCCUCGACAAUAGUUAUCUAUUGCUCGAUAGAGAAUCGAGUCGACUUUAAAUCAAUUUUUGGAAUCCACCUCCAGCCUCUUAAAUGCGCAAUAACCAAAUUGCUGGCCUCCAUUUUGGGUGGGAUUAUUUUAAACGUGUCUGGCGUUCGAGUCUGGAACUUUUGGACUUUGGGUUCAGUCAGCAUUUGACGAAAAUAUCGAAAAGAUCAAUGAAAUUUCACUCCUCCGGACGUUUCGGGCUCUUGGUGGGGUUGUUGUUGGCUGCUACGGAGGUGAUGGGGAAAAUAAAGAUGAUAGACAGUGUGUGCAGCGACUUCAAUCGGAGCUACCUCUCCAACGUGUCGUUGGUGGUGAGGAAUUCCAGGGUAUAUUUCGAUACAUUCCUGCUGCGCGGCCUGGACACGGGCGUGACCAUGGACCUGGAGUUCCGCAUAGGCGUCCCCAAGUCGAGGGAGUACAAGAGGAUCUUCCAGUACUCGCUGGACAUGUGCAGCAUACUGGCCCUGAAGAAGAGCAGCAUGUUCAAGCGCUGGUUCUCCACCUUCUUCGAGGCCGGCAACUUUCCGCGCUACUGCCCCGUGCAUCCGAACCACUACUACCUGAAGGACUACAACUACAACACGCUCUUCAUUCCCACCUUCCUGUACGCGGGCCAGUACAAGGUGACGUUCAACAUGACCCAGUACAGGGACAAGCGAAAGACUAGGGACUUUGUGGUGGCCUGCGCCUUCUACGCGGAAAUAAAGUAGCCGACCUGUGACUCCAGUUUCAUUAACCUGCGCUGUGGCCUUCAAUUAUAAUCAAUUUAGUCUGGCUCGCGCUCUUCGCCCAGCAAAUUAUAUGUCGAGGCUCAUUCCACAGUCGUCGUUGGCGGAGAAAUGUUGAGUUUAUUCACCAUUACAACGCUGCUCUUCCUCCACCAGUGGGUGGCCACGCAGGCCGUGAGUAUUGGAGGGCAGAUCUACGAUAGUUGGCAGGGAUAACGGGGACCUGUGUGUGGGCCC